Messenger RNA from Paramecium sonneborni, 1462 nucleotides. Lineage: Eukaryota; Ciliophora; Oligohymenophorea; Peniculida; Parameciidae. The record is from the annotation of a GenBank genome assembly.
GCCUAAGUAUCAGUACUCUUGUCCAAGGUUAGAUGAGAAUAGAAGACAUGAUUACUACUGGCACAUUAAGAUGUUAUUAUCGAUUCUAACUUAAUAGCUUACGGUGAUCAGAGUCCUGUCAAAAAAAUGUUACAUGCUCCAACAAUGAAACUUUAUGUUGUAAAAGAAGUAAUUCAAUAAAUUGAUAUUUAGGAACCAUUACACAACAAGGAAAUUCGUAAAAACUUAAAAGACUGGAUCUCCUUUUGGUAGAACAAAUUUGCUAAUUCAAAUUUACAUGUAUAAGUAUAUGCUACUUUUUGGAAUACUCCUGAAGGAUAUGUAUCUAUUGUUAUGGAAUAUAUGAAUGGUGGUUCAUUAUAAGUAAACAUUAAUUUCUAAUUCCUAGAAUCUUUUAGAAAGUAUGGGUUUUCUUCCAGAGAGAAGUAUCAAAUAGCUUGUUCCACCUAUUCUAUAAGGAUUAUAAAAAAUCCAUUAAUAAGGAGCUUAAUGUCAUGGUGCACUUGGACCAUCAUAAAUACUUUUCCUUAGAGAUGGUUCUGUUAAACUUGGGCAAGGUUUGUAAUAUAGAGUUUAAGUCUAAGGAAAUCAAUUAUUUAAUUCUUAUAUUCUAGGUAAACCUAAAGAUGUCUAGAGGUAUAUUAUUUAAUUUUAUCAGUAGUCUUUAUGAUCCAACAAUUCUAGAAACACCUUCUUUAUGGAGUAAAGCAUCAAGUGAAAAAGUUCAUUUCCCUGCUCAAGAAGACUUUAUUCUUGAAAGGGCUAAUGAUAUUUGGAAAUUAGGAUGGCUAGUUCUUAAUUGUGCCAUUGGUACUCUUGAAUUCCAUCCUAAAGCUUAAUUAAUCUAUGAAGGAUCAAGAAUCAUUAUUGAAGAAAUCGCUAAAUAUACUGAUUAACUCAAAGAUACUUGUUGUUUACUACAUAGUGAAGCUAAGAUCAUUUCAUUAGUAGAAUCAAAUUAAAAGAUACCUUCUGAACCUAACAAAAUUACUAUUCUGGAAUUACUUCCUUCUGAUAAAUUUAGUCAAGAAUUUAUUCAAUUUUUAUGUUCCACACUUAAAAUAGAUCCAAGAUAAAGACUUUACACUGAAUAAUUAUUAUAACAUCCCUGGCUUGUUGGAGGUAGAGAACCAAAAGGUAUACUUUCGUUUUUUAUUGUAGGACCUAAUGUAUAACUUAAAGAAUUACUUAAUAUUUCCAAUGCUUGGAAUGCAUUCCUACCAGAAGAAUUUUAAGGUUAAGGAGCAUAAAAAUUGGAAAGACUUUGUGAUGCUCUAUGUCUUGUAUUACAAAAUUCAGAAAAACCAACUGUCAAUAAGUAUCACCUACUCUCUUAUCUUUUAGAAUGCAAUUAUAAGAAAACAGUCCAAUUAUUAAAGAACUAUCCUAUGAUAUGGGUCUUAAUUCUAAAGCCGUCAGUGAUCGAAUUGUGUAAAUUUUCCAACCCUUUAUUUGAUCUGGC